Penicillium atrosanguineum is the source of this 882-nucleotide messenger RNA. Its product is annotated as phytanoyl-CoA dioxygenase family protein. The transcript has a single exon. NCBI's taxonomy places the organism in Eukaryota, Fungi, Ascomycota, Eurotiomycetes, Eurotiales, Aspergillaceae. The coding region runs from base 1 to 882 and encodes 293 amino acids. The record is from RefSeq and is a predicted model, not a curated record.
AUGUCCCCCUCAACACCCCAAAUCACCAUCAUUGAACUAACCCCCAAUGAACUUUCCACCAAACAAAUCAACUCCUUCAACCUCCAAAAAUCCAUCGAAGCCCUCCACCACGACGGAAUCGUCGUUCUCGCAAAUGCCAUAAAUCCAGCCCAUCUAGACAAGCUCAAUGCCCGUAUGGUCCCCGAGGCCGCACGCCUCUAUGCCCGCAGCGAAACCCACCGAAACUUCGGCAACCAUACAGGGAAUAUCCAACAAGAACCCGUCUGUGAAGCAGAAUACAUCUUCGAAGAUGUCAUCGCCAACCUAUUCGCGACAUCCGUAAUAGAAUGCAUGCUUGGUCCGAAUCCUGCUAUGCGAUUCUAUAGCGCGAAUACGGCGUUCAAGGCGACUGGGCGGCAGCCGGUGCAUAUUGAUUUUGAUUUUGAUAUGCCGAAGGUGCCAUUUGCGUUUUGCGUGAAUGUCAAUCUUGUGGAGACGAGUGAAGAGAACGGAGCGACGGAGGUGUGGUUGGGGAGUCACCUUGAUACUGAUCGGGGUGUUAUUGAUAGGCAGUCGGAGUAUGGGGGUGUUAAGGAGGAAUUGCUGGAAAAGAGGGGGAGGUUUAGUCCGGGGAUUCAGCCUGGACUGCCUAAGGGGGCGUUGAUUAUUCGAGAUUUCAGGUUGUGGCAUGCUGGAAUGCCGAACAGGACAGAUGAACCGAGGGUUAUGCUUGUUUCUAUUCAGUUUGCAAACUGGUAUAGAAGUGAUCAGAAGUUUAGGUUGCCGCGUAGUUUGGAAGGGAAGAUUGACUGGGGUCGUGUGGUACCUUGUGUUGAGUGGGUGGAUGAUGGGUUUAAUUACUUGCAGGGAGCUCAUGAUCAUGACUUUGCACCGCUGCCAUAG